UGCCCAGAGUCACACAGCUAGUAAAUUUCUGAAGCUGCGUUUGAAUUCAUGAAGAUGAAUCUUCCUGGUUCAUGCACCAGAUCUGAGAUCAGUUCCCAGAAACUAGCUGUGUGACCCUGGGCAAAUUACUUAAUACCUAUUGCCUUCCCAAAAAAGUGGGAGGAAAAGAAAGUUAAUGGUCUUUAAUUCAUUAAGAAAAUCAUUGCUAAUAAGCUGGCUCCAUCUGGAAGCCAUUGCUGAUUCAUAUAUUGCUAUUUUUGAUGUGCUUUUUGAUAAACGUUUAAUUCUCUCUGUCUUGAGUUUUACCUGAAAAAUCAGGAUGAAAGCCUGAAGGAUUUUCUUUUCAACAGUUCUUUGCCCAGAAUGUUCUCAUUUGGAACUAUCUCAGAAGUUGCAAGCUUAGUUUCCAAGACUUCCUAUCUCUUGGGGUUUCUUUGGGGUUAGGGGGUUGCUGAUUGGUUUUGCUGAUUAGAGUUCUCAGAUCCAUGGAGACUUAAGUGUCCAGAAGCCACCAAGACACAAGUCAAGCAGCAGAUGUGAAUGAACAGCAUAUAGUAUCUGUGGCACCAGAAGCUGUAGCAUGUGCAGCUGCCACAUCUCAGUGACCCACCUCAGCAGAGGGGCUAAAGCAGUUGAGGGUAACCAAUGGGCUUCAAAUCUGUUGAUGAGUUGGGCAGUGCCCAUCCCAAGCAUGUGCAUGAGAACGUUUCUGUUCCAACUACCUAAAGGCAGCCCAAGCAGGUGCUGUGAAGUGCUUCAGGCUUUUUCAUAUAUUGAAGACACCAAAGUCCGCCACUGCAUCCCAGGCCAUCACGUCACCUUAACUUUUAUCUUACCUCUGGACUUUGAUAACUCUGAAGACUUUCCUUUUGGGACUUAUCUCUGCAGUCCAUGGUGCUUCUCUCUCCAGAAGGAAGAUCUUGUUUGGCAACUUUAGCCCCAGGGAGAUAAGGUCCCCAGAUCACAUCCCUGAAAGAGUUCUUCUGAGCAGGCUCCAGUGGAUUCUACUCUCAGGUGAAUUUCAUGACCAUAUCCUUGAAGGUCAUUGCUGAACUUAAUUGUGAGGAUGGCUGGAAACAUACCCUUCAGAAGGAUAGGCUGAGCCCCUCCACUAGUGUACCUUCCCUCUCAGUUCACCUACACUUUAUUCCCCACUGCACUUUUCAGUCUGGCGACAUUGGUCUUCAUCCUGUUGAUUUCAGAAGCCCUGGAGGAGGGAAAGGGGAAGGUCUUCUUGCCCUACUGCUCAGCUUGAAGAGGACCAAGACAAGAAGAAAGCCUGGAACCCGAGGGAAUGGUUCCUGGAACCCAAAGAUGCCCAUGGCAGGAGUCACUGACAUUCAGGGAUGUGGCCGUGGACUUUACCCAGGAGGAGUGGUUCCUCUUGGACCAUUCUCAGAAAAAGCUCUAUAAAGAAGUCAUGUUGGAAAAUUCCCAGAACCUGCUCUUUGUAGGAAUUCCAGUUCACAGAGAAAAUUUGAUCUCCCAUUUUGAGGAAAGGGAACCAUCCUGGAUCCUGGGUGAAAAGGGCUCAAAGAAUUUCUGUCCAGGUGCAAAGACAAGGUUUGAAGUGACUAAGAGUACUACAAACCUGAGGAUUUCUGUGGAAGAGUCUCACCAGCAAAGAUUCAUGAGUGAUGGUCCCUAUGACUUCAAUUUGAGAGAACACUACAAUUCAGAUAUCAAGAUAGAGAAAAAUCACAAUAAUCACUCUGCAUACGAUAAAGAUGGAAAGAGUUUUAGACAACACUCAGUCCUAAUUCAGUUUAAGAAAAUGACCUCAGGAAAUGAUUGUUUUCAAUCUGAUGAAAAUAAGGAAUGCUUUACUGGAAAGGUUCGACUUAUUCAGUCUUAUGAGGAACCUCCUGAAGUGCAAACAUAUCAACGUAAUCAAGGGGAAAUGGCCAGCAGUUUAAGUUCAGAUCUCAACAGACAACAGACAUGUCACCCUGAAAAAGUGCUUUAUUUUUGUAAUGUUUGUGGGAAGGCCUUUAGCCAGAAUCGAAAGCUCACUGACCAUCAUAGAAUUCACACUACAGGAAAACCUUAUGAAUGUAAUCAUUGUGGAAAAGCAUUCAGGCAGAAUGUCAGACUAGCUCAACAUCAGAAAAUCCACACUGGAGAGAACCCUCAUCAAUGUCAUGCCAGUGCAAAGACUUUCAGAAAGAGAAUCAAUCUUGGUGAACAUCAGAAAAAUCAUAGUGGAGAGAAGCAUUAUGAUUAUAAUCAAUGUGGAAAGGCUUUCCAACAUAGUUCGUGUCUUGCCAUAAAUCAGAAAAACCACACUAAUGAUAAAUCUUCUGAAUGUUGUAAAUGUGGCAAAGCUUUUGGUGAACACUCUUCCCUUAUUUCACAUCAGAGAAUCCACACUGGAGAGAAACCUUAUGAAUGUAAUCAGUGUGGAAAGACUUUCACACAGAAUUCCCAUCUUUCUAAACAUCAGAGAAUACACACUGGAAAGAAACCUUAUGAAUGUAAUCAGUGUGGAAAAACUUUCCGACGGAACUCCAGUCUUGCUGUGCACCAGAGAAUUCACACUGGAGAGAAACCUUAUGAAUGUGAUCAAUGUGGGAAAUCUUUCAAAGAGAACUCCAAACUUGCUGUACAUCAGAGAAUCCACACUGGAGAGGAAACUUAUGAGUGUAAUCAGUGUGGAAAGACUUUCCAGUGCAGCUCUAGUCUUGCUGUACAUCAGAAAAGCCACACUGGAGAGAAACCUCAUGAGUGUCAUGAAUGUGGUAAAGCUUUUGGUGUAACCUCUUCCCUUAUUGCACAUCAGAGAAUCCACACUGGAGAGAAACCUUAUGAAUGUCAUCAGUGUGGAAAAGCUUUCACUCAGAAUGCCAAUCUUCUGAAACAUCAGAGAAUCCAUACUGGAGAGAAACCUUAUGAAUGUCAUCAGUGUGGAAAAGCUUUCACAGAGAACUCCAGUCUUGCUGUACAUCAGAGAAUCCACACUGGAGAGAAACCUUAUGAGUGUAAUCAAUGUGGAAAGGCCUUCACACGGAAUUCGAGUCUCGUUGUACAUCAAAGAAUUCAUACAGGAGAGAAACCUUAUGAUUGUAAUCAGUGUGGAAAGGCUUUUACAGAGAACUCCAAACUUGCCCUACAUCAGAGAAUCCACACUGGAGAGAAACCUUACAAAUGUAAUCAGUGUGUAAAGGCUUUCCCCUAUAGGGCUCUUCUUGCUUACCAUCUGAAAAUCCACACUGGAGAAAAACCUUAUCAAUGUAAUCAGUGUGGAAAGGCUUUUACACAAAACUCUAUGCUUGCUGUACAUCAGAGAAUCCACACUGGAGAGAAACCUUAUCAAUGUAAUCAGUGUGGAAAGUCUUUUACACAGAUCUCUAUGCUUGCUGUACAUCAGAGAAUCCACACUGGAGAGAAACCUUAUGAAUGUAAUCAGUGUGGAAAAACUUUCCGACAGAACUCCAGUCUUGUUGUACACCAGAGAAUUCACACUGGAGAGAAACCUUAUGAAUGUAAUCAAUGUGGGAAGGCUUUCAAAGAGAACUCCAAACUUGCUGUACAUCAGAGAAUCCACACUGGAGAGAAACCUUACGAGUGUAAUCAGUGUGGAAAGACUUUCCGGUGCAGCUCUAGUCUUGCUGUACAUCAGAAAAGCCACACUGGCGAGAAACCUCAUGAGUGUCAUGAAUGUGGCAAAGCUUUUGGUGAAAACUCUUCCCUUAUUGCACAUCAGAGAAUCCACACUGGAGAGAAACCUUAUGAAUGUAAUCAGUGUGGAAAGGCUUUCACACAGAAUUCCCGUCUUUCUAAACAUCAGAGAAUCCAUACUGGAGCAAAACCUUAUGAAUGUCAUCAGUGUGGAAAAGCUUUCACAGAGAACUCCAGUCUUGCUGUACAUCAGAGAAUCCACACUGGAGAGAAACCUUAUGAGUGUAAUCAGUGUGGAAAGGCUUUCACACGGAAUUCGAGUCUCAUUGUACAUCAAAGAAUUCAUACAGGAGAGAAACCUUAUGAAUGUAAUCAGUGUGGAAAGGCUUUUACAGAGAACUCCAAACUUGCCCUACAUCAGAGAAUCCAUACUGGUGAGAAACCUUAUGAAUGUAAUCAGUGUGGAAAAGCUUUCAAAAGAACUCCAGUCUUGUUAUACAUCAGAGAAUCCACACUGGAGAGAAACCUUACAAGUGUAAUCAGUGUGGAAAAGCUUUCCCCUAUAGGGCUCUUCUUACUUACCAUCUGAAAAUCCACACUGGAGAGAAACCAUAUGUAUGUAAUCAGUGUGGAAAGACUUUCACAAGUAAGUCCAGUCUUGUUAGACAUGAGAGAA
Messenger RNA from Sarcophilus harrisii (Tasmanian devil), 4294 nucleotides. Its product is annotated as zinc finger protein 420. Gene Ontology annotation, biological process: regulation of transcription by RNA polymerase II. The record is from RefSeq and is a predicted model, not a curated record. The coding region runs from base 1295 to 4207 and encodes 970 amino acids. The transcript is spliced from 5 exons. Gene Ontology annotation, molecular function: DNA-binding transcription factor activity, RNA polymerase II-specific; RNA polymerase II cis-regulatory region sequence-specific DNA binding. NCBI's taxonomy places the organism in Eukaryota, Metazoa, Chordata, Mammalia, Dasyuromorphia, Dasyuridae.